This is a messenger RNA of Aedes albopictus (Asian tiger mosquito), 1589 nucleotides long. RefSeq names its product mannose-1-phosphate guanyltransferase alpha-A (gene Gmppa). Bases 152 to 1441 code for a protein of 429 amino acids. Gene Ontology annotation, biological process: biosynthetic process. Gene Ontology annotation, cellular component: cytoplasm. The transcript has 5 exons. NCBI's taxonomy places the organism in Eukaryota, Metazoa, Arthropoda, Insecta, Diptera, Culicidae. The record is from RefSeq and is a predicted model, not a curated record.
GCAAAGGAAACCGAAAACGUCAGAGCUGGAGACGUGUAGUGUUUUCAUCAUCAAAAACUUCGCUGUCUGGAACUUUGCUGAAAUUCGGUCUAAUUAAUAUAUGUUCUUUGUUCUUGUGUAAACAAGUUUUAUCUAGUAGAUUAGAUUUAAAAUGUUGAAAGCUAUAAUCCUUAUUGGUGGACCGGAGAAAGGAACCCGGUUCCGCCCACUGUCAUUGGACACCCCGAAACCGUUGUUCCCGAUCGCGGGAAAACCGGUCAUCCAGCACCAUAUCGAGGCAUGCGUUCGCAUCAAGGAACUGAAGGAGAUACUGAUCCUGGGCUUCUAUCCGGCCUCACAGAUGCAACAGUUCGUGAGCAACAUGCAGAAUCUGUACGAUGUGAACAUUCGAUACCUGCAGGAGUUCACGUCACUGGGCACGGCCGGUGGUAUGUACCACUUCCGGGACCAGAUCCGUUCGGGGAACCCAAGUGCGUUCUUUGUGCUGAAUGGGGACGUUUGCGCUGAUUUUCCUCUGCAGCAGCUGUACGAUUUUCACGUCAGCAAGGGCGAGAAAGCGUUGGUAUCCAUCAUGGGAACGGAAGCAACCCGCCAGCAAGCGGUCCACUACGGUUGCCUAGUCCUGGGCAAAGACGAGGAAGUGACCCAUUACGUGGAAAAGCCGCGCACUUACGUCUCCACCCUGAUCAACUGUGGCGUGUACGUGUGCUCGAUGGAACUGUUCGCCCGGAUGGGCAACGUAUUCCACUCGAAACAGAUGGACUACAACACGUUGAACAACGGCAACGGAAAAGACCUGGGUCACAUUCAGUUGGAGCAGGAAAUCCUGACGCCACUGGCCGGGACGGGGCUGAUGUACGCCCUGCCGGUCAGUAACUGGUGGUCACAAAUCAAGACCGCCGGGUCGGCCAUCUACGCCAACAGGCACUACCUGGCACUGUACAAAAAUACACAUCCGGAACGGUUGGCCAAUGCGGGACUUAAGGCUGCGGAAGACAGCAAUGGCAGUCUGGUGUGCAACAUCAUUCCGGACGUGCACAUUCAUCCGACGGCGUCGGUGCAUCCAACGGCCACGCUUGGACCCAACGUAUCGGUCGGUCCGGGGGUUGUUAUCGCAGCAGGAGUUCGCAUUCGCGAAUCGAUCAUCCUUGAGAAUGCCGUUAUAAAGGAUCACACGCUCGUUCUCCACAGUAUCGUGGGUCGCAGCUCCCAGAUCGGAAUGUGGGCCCGUGUCGAGGGAACGCCCAGCGAUCCGGAUCCGAACAAACCGUUCGCCAAGAUGGAGAACCCGCCGCUGUUCAACAACGAUGGUCGUCUCAACCCGUCGAUUACCAUCCUGGGUUACUCGGUGAGCGUUCCCUCGGAGAUGGUACUGCUCAAUUCCAUAGUUCUGCCGCACAAGGAACUGAGCCGAAGUUUCAAGAACGAGAUCAUUCUGUAAUAAUCCAAGAACGUGCUUUCCAACAAUUAUUAUUGAUUCUGUUCUGUUUUAAUCGGUACUCGAUAGUUUUAGAAGAAAACAAAUUCUAUUGAUUUCUAUUCACGUUUGUGCCAGUUAUGCCUAAUAAAGAUGAAUUUUAAAUAUUUAA